AUGGAGGUACUGGUUUCUAAAUGCGUUCCCGCAGCUUGUGGAUUGCCAGUGGGAAUGAAUAGCCUGUUGGGCUUCAGCAUGGCCAGUUGUUCUCCUUGUGACAUCGUUUGUGCUGUCACACUGGCUGUGUGUGGUGUUACUUGUGCAGCUUGCAAGCCAGACACCUAUGAUGAGUGUGUCAACAACAUGCUGUUUGGGAUGCCAGCGCAGCAUUGGCCAUAUGUAAAGAACAUUCGUGCUGGGAUGCCAUUGUUUCUGUUUGAUUUCAGCCGCAAGGUGCUGUAUGGAGGGUUCAAAGCACAGGAUGCUCCACCACAGGACCAAACGCCCAUAGACCCUCAAGGGUGGACUGGCUCCCAGCAAGGGAAUACAAAAUAUCCUGCUCAGGUCAAGGUGGAAAGACAGGAAGACAUGGACAAUGUGCCGCCAAUGUUGAUGGAUGAGCUGCGUCCCUUGAUUGACGACAACUUUUUCAACAAAGAGAAGGGUUUCUUUUCAAAUGAGCUCACUCAGGAACAGGUGGAUGCGCUGACUAACAAGUUCAACGAACUGAAGGUCGCAUUUCCUGAGGGCAGGCAAUUGCCAGAGCCAAGACCACAGGGCCCUGGAGGCCAAGGGCGUGGUAGGGGCUACAGCGGACGCAAUGGUGGGAAUUUUGGAGGUCCAAAUGGCGGCAGGCCUGGUGACGGUGGCGGAAGGCGUGGUCAGGGCGGUCUUGGAAGAGGGGGACCUGUACGAGGCUAUGGCGGAGGAGGCUACGGUGGUGGAAGAGGCUACGGCAGUGGAGGAGGCUACGGGGGCAGUGGAGGAGGCUAUGGGGGCAGUGGAGGAGGCUAUGGGGGUGGUGGAAGAGGUUAUGAGGGCGGUGGAGGAGGCUAUGGUGGCAAUGGUGGGGGUUAUGGAAGAGGAGGCUUCCAGGAUGGCAGAGGGGGCCUGGGGCCGGUGAAUGGUGGCAGGGGCCGGGGCUUUGCUGGCCGCGGCCGUGGAGCCCCGCCACAUGAUGGCCAUGGAAUGGUGGGCAUGCACCCCAUGGCGCGAAGUGCUCAUCCUGGGGGGCCACCAAACGGCCCCCCAGGCAGCAGGCAGCCACAAGGCGGCGGCCGUGGCAGGGGCGGGCCCCCUCAAGGCCCUCCCAUGAGCGCUGGGCCCCCAGGUGGGCCCCCAACUGGGCCCCCAACAGGGCCGCCUCCAGGCAGUCAAGGACCACCCAGGGGCCCGCCCAAUGGCAGGGGCCGCGGAAAUGGAAUGAACGGCGGUCCCACAGGCCCCCCGCCUGGCGUGCCACCGCCCGUAGGCCCCCCAGCUGGUGUUGCAGGCGGCACGGGCAGGGGCCGUGGCGGUCCGACGACCAGGCCUCCUCAGUACGGCGGGCCUGGCGGCGCCCCAGAAGGCCACAACGAUGGCAGCUACAACAGCCAGGACGGCUGGUGA
Messenger RNA from Ostreobium quekettii, 1431 nucleotides. NCBI's taxonomy places the organism in Eukaryota, Viridiplantae, Chlorophyta, Ulvophyceae, Bryopsidales, Ostreobiaceae. The record is from the annotation of a GenBank genome assembly.